This is a messenger RNA of Colletotrichum navitas, 815 nucleotides long. RefSeq lists its product as uncharacterized. The coding region runs from base 91 to 651 and encodes 186 amino acids. The record is from RefSeq and is a predicted model, not a curated record. The transcript is spliced from 2 exons. NCBI's taxonomy places the organism in Eukaryota, Fungi, Ascomycota, Sordariomycetes, Glomerellales, Glomerellaceae.
ACUGUCUAUAAAGUACUUCCUUCCCUUGAAUCCACCAAGACUUCGUUUAAUCACCAACUUCUGGGCGUGCUAAUAAUCUCCUUAGCAAUCAUGCAUUUCACCCAUCUCCCUGCCGCCACAGUCACUUUGGCUUUUUUGCUACCGACCCAUCUACUAGCAGUAACAUUACCGGAUCAUUUUACCUGUAAUGUGGAUCAAGCGCCCCUUAGCACCGAUUGGGCCCAUGCUCUCUACACAUUUACACUUGAUGCAACCGGUGAGGCAGUUGCUAAGGCAAAUGGUGCUAAUACGGUCCAUGUGACGCAAUGGUGUAAAUCGCAAAAGCUAAACCCUUGGGGGCCUCUUCUUAAUCCUGAUCAAACCUAUAAUCAUGGGUACGCCAAGCUGAAUGGAUUUGGGCCCAAUCAUCAGUACACAGUCAAAUUGGAUCGUUGCAAAAAGGGUGCCGAUCGUCAGCCUGUAGCCUAUUCGGUCAAGCUAUGCUCAGGAAACGAUGAAGGCACUUGGUGCGGUAAUACGGUGCUGAAAUGUGGGCCAUCAGACUGGAGAGGAGUUUGCGCCGUCCAAGAGACUAAAGCUGUUAACGCCACUGACAUGGUUCCUUGGUCCUGCUACCGGUCCUGCGUAGAUAACUGGGGAGGAGCUUGUUAACGUCGACUAUAGGAAGGAAUUAGGCAACCUAUGUGAUGUAAAUAGUGGUGUUAAACGGUACGGCGGAAGAAUUGCCUAACUCUAGAGUCUAGGCUUAUAUAACGUGGAGAAAAUAUCUUCUCUCGCAACCUAAUUGUAAACCCCUAGCUUUAAUUUAACAAGAC